UAUGUCAAAAAAUAAUAAAUUAAUAGAUGUGGCUAAAUAUUUAAGAAGGUUUUAUUACAGAGUUCAGAAUUUCAUAGAAUAUAGGAUGUUAGUGAAUUAAAAGCAUAUCUUAUUUGUUGGAGGGAAUCAAAAUCCAUUAACUCCUAUGUUAUAUAAGUAAUUUUAUCAAAAUUGGUAAAUUGGGCAUCUGGGUUUAUAAUCUGAAUUACCUAUUUAACCUAAUUUCUUGCUUAAUUAAGAAGAAGAAUUAUAGAAAUUGGUUGAACAAGCAAAAAAACAUAGUAAUCAUUAUGAUGCAAUUAUAAUUUUGGAAGACAAUAAUCAAAUAUAAUAAGGAGAUGAUUUUGAGAUUUACAAUAUAUAUAAAAGUGAGGUCAAUAGAGCAUUAAUAGCUUCUCAUUUAGCAACAAAAAUACUUGCUUCUAAUGGAAUGCUGUGUUUUGCAGUAGAUAGCAAAAGUUAUUUUGAAUCAAAAUUACCAUCUCCAUUACCAACAGCAAAAGUGAUGAAGGAUUGUUAAAUUGCACAUUUAUGUACUAAUUUAGGUGAACGAGAUGAUUUAGAAACUGAUUCACUUGUUGUUGGUGCUUUAAUUGAUGAAGAUAAACUAAAUGAUAUUGUUAAAUACUUAAAAUUAUGGGCUGAUGGAAUUAAAAGACCAGCCAGUGGAACAUUUGCUCAUUUCAAAUACAGCACACAUUCUACCCCUAUUGUUUAUCCUGAGUUAUUAUGAU
This is a messenger RNA of Paramecium pentaurelia, 734 nucleotides long. The record is from the annotation of a GenBank genome assembly. Lineage: Eukaryota; Ciliophora; Oligohymenophorea; Peniculida; Parameciidae.